AUUUUAUCGUUAUCGUUUUCUUUGACAUUCGGGAUAGCAAUCGAUUUCUUUGAACAAUCGGGAUAGCGGUGCCCGGAAAUACGACAAACAAAUAUCUAUCCCUAGAUGCUCGACCAUUACUUAAACAAUGUUUUGAAAACGCAACCGCAUUUGUACUGUGUACGUAAAUAAUGUGUGUAAUAAAACGCGUCACGACCUCAUGAAUUAUCUAUCGUCCCGAACUACCUUCCUUAAAUACUCAUCGAAACAUACAUUAUCUAAAUCAUGCGCAACAACGUAAUCUAAAACAGUAAAAUGGCUCCGCUGGUAUUAUUGAUCUCGCCUCUGCUAAUUCUCGUCUUCUUCUUCCUCCUCUUCAACACACAGAAAAAACUCGUAAAAAAAUCUCUAAAUCCACCACCGGGCCCUUCGGGCCUCCCUUUCAUCGGAAACCUCCACCAGUUCUGCAGUAACGCCGCCGCCCCACAUAUCUAUUUAUGGAAACUAUCGAAGAAACACGGCCCUCUCAUGUCGAUGAAGCUCGGUUCAGUCCCACUCGUGGUCGUUUCUUCUCCAGAAAUAGCAAAACAAGUCAUGAAAACAAAUGACCUAGCAUUUUGCAGCAGGCCGAAAGUUCUCGGGCAGUACAAAAUAUCCUACAACGGCUCCGACAUAGCUUUUGCCCCUUACAGCGAAACGUGGAGAGAAUUGAGAAAGAUCUGUGUUCUUCAUCUCUUGAGCAAUAAGCAGCUCCAAUCAUUCAGGCCCAUUCGCGAAGAAGAAGUCUUUCGUAUGAUCAAGAACCUGUCACUACUUUCGGACAACAACUCUGUCGUGAAUUUGACUGUUUUGAUGUUGUCCCUGACGAGCACUUUAAUCUGCCGGAUCGCGUUCGGCAGGAUAAACGACGAGGAAGAAUCGAGAAAACGGAGGUUCGAUGAACUCAUGAUUGAAGCUCAGGCCAUGCAGGGCGGUUUCUUUGUCUCGGAUUAUUUGCCUUCGUUUGGUUGGGUGGAUAAGUUAUCCGGAAUGAUUGAUAGGCUGGAUAGGGUUUUUAAAGACUUGGAUGAAUUCUUCGAGGGGCUGAUCGAGGAGCAUCUCGAUCAAACCGGGGUUAAAUCAAUCGCGGAUAAUCCGAAUAUCCUGGAUCUGUUUAUCCAGCUCAAAGAAGAGAAAUCGUCUUCGAUUGACCUAACUUGGGAUCAUGUCAAAGCAACAAUCAUGGAUAUAUUCGUCGCCGGAACGGACACCGGAGCAGCAACGAUAAUUUGGACGAUGACCGCCCUAAUGCAAAAUCCAAAAUCAAUGAAGAAAUUGCAGAACGAAAUCAGAGAUUCAAUUGGGGGAAAAGGCAGAGUAGACGAAGACGAUCUCCACAAUCUCCCAUACCUAAAAGCAACGGUGAAAGAGGCGCUGCGGCUGUACCCACCGGCGCCACUGCUAAUCCCGAGAGAAACAAUCGAAGAAUGCGAGAUCGAGGGCCACGUCAUCCAUCCCAAGACACUGGUGUACAUAAACGCGUGGGCAAUCGCGAGGGAUCCCGACCACUGGGAGCGCCCGGACGAAUUCGCGCCGGAGAGAUUUUUGAACAGCAGCGUCGACAUCGUCGGGCAGGAUUUUCAGGUGAUUCCGUUCGGGUCGGGCAGGAGGGGCUGCCCGGGAAUAUCGAUGGGACUUGCCACGGUGGAGCUCGCGGUUGCGAAUCUGGUGUACUCGUUCGACUGGGGAUUGCCGGAGGGGAUGAAGAAGGAAGAUAUUGAUACUGAUGUUUUGCCCGGCGUUACUAUGCAUAAGAAAGUUCCUCUUUGCCUUGUGCCUACUAAAUAUGUUUAUUCUAUUUCAAAUUAUUAAAUUGUAACCCUCAAAUUAUUAUCUAUAUGGCGGGAGAGAUUAGCUAUGAUUAAUUAAAUAAUGAGUAAAUCCCACUUUAUCGCCUUGUACUUUGGUUGGAUAUCACUUUACUCCAUUGUACUCUUAAUUGAAUCGAUUUACCCCCUUGUACUCUGGUUCGAUAUCAUUUUAUCCCCUUCUACUCUCAAUUUAUCAAUUUGCCCCCUUCUAC
This is a messenger RNA of Erythranthe guttata (spotted monkey flower), 2041 nucleotides long. RefSeq names its product 6,7,8-trihydroxycoumarin synthase. Gene Ontology annotation, molecular function: monooxygenase activity; iron ion binding; oxidoreductase activity, acting on paired donors, with incorporation or reduction of molecular oxygen. The record is from RefSeq and is a predicted model, not a curated record. NCBI's taxonomy places the organism in Eukaryota, Viridiplantae, Streptophyta, Magnoliopsida, Lamiales, Phrymaceae.